Molecule: messenger RNA, 1190 nt
Organism: Hibiscus syriacus
Lineage: Eukaryota; Viridiplantae; Streptophyta; Magnoliopsida; Malvales; Malvaceae
Product: 39S ribosomal protein L45, mitochondrial-like
Exons: 12
Coding region: 96-986 (296 amino acids)
Cellular component (GO): mitochondrion
Source: RefSeq, a predicted model, not a curated record
GAACCGUAAACCAAAACCUCUCUGCUUUCUCUCAUCAUCAAAAAUCAAAUCAAGAUCAUUUCAAGUUUUGAAGUUCGAUUUUGAACCCAAAAAGGAUGGCUCUUAUGAGGAGAUUCAACACUAUUCGUUCCCUUUAUCAAACCCUUGAACCUCAUCAAUCUUCUUCAUUCCUAAGCUUAAGAAGCAAUUCCAGUGGGAAUUCAAAUGUACCUCAAUCCUACGGCCAAGGUGUAAAUUCUUGCUUAUAUAAGACAGAGAAUAAGGCUUUUCCUUGGACUUGUAGAAACACUAUGACACUUCAUUCUACCAUGACUGCUGAAUUGUUGAUCUUUUUGAAUGACAAAAAGUCUUUAUCAACACAAGCAACCGCACAAGUACGAAAAGUGGGAGCUCAAAUUUCUAUGACUAGCCCUGGAUUUGUCUAUGAGCCUUAUGCACCUCGCGAAUGGAUCCCAUUUUGGAAGAGGUAUUUCACGAGAACUGGUUGGACAAGAACAAAAGAGGAUAUCAAGUCUGAGCUAAAGAGUGCCUAUGCCAUUGCUAAGUUGAGGAAAUCUGGAUACUCAAAAAAUCAUUUCUAUAAGGAGGCCGUACAACUAUAUAAAGAGAUGAACACUCUAAUAGCAAAUGGUGACAAGACAUCAUUACGAAAAGUUGUUACAGAGAAUAUGUUCUCUGCACUCAAAAAUGAAAUUAAGGAAUCUAUAUGGAGCAACCUUUACUGGGAGUUGGUUGAACCUGUUGUUAAAAUACGAACUUUGCGAGCCCGAAUGAUUGGUGUUGAUAAGAACGACCUUAAUAAAGCAUUUAUUCAACUUACUCUCGAGUUCCUGACUAAAGAGAAAUUCGAAGCAUAUGAUUCAAAAGGUGCUGUUGUUGCUGGGGAUAAAAAUAAGGAGGUUCUUGUCCGGUCCAUCUGGGUAUUCGAGAAAUCUCUCUUUCAUACCGGAGCUCACUGGCGUCUGUGUGGUCGAAUUAAAGUGUGAGCUGGUUAUAAUUUACUGCCUAAUUCAAACCCAUAAUUGGGAUGGCUAUGAUGACGAAUAAAUUGGCCUUACCCGAUUUUGUUUGCUGGGGCAUGUACAUUAAUUCUAUGGAUUUGGAUAGAUUCAAACUAUGGAGUGAUUUCUUGAAAGACUUAAAUAAAAUGACUAGCAGUUCACAGUUUAGUCGUUGCUGCCGAUUUCAGA